Messenger RNA from Orycteropus afer afer, 390 nucleotides. RefSeq names its product mitochondrial ribosomal protein S14 (gene MRPS14). Gene Ontology annotation, biological process: translation. Gene Ontology annotation, molecular function: structural constituent of ribosome. The record is from RefSeq and is a predicted model, not a curated record. Gene Ontology annotation, cellular component: mitochondrial small ribosomal subunit; ribosome. NCBI's taxonomy places the organism in Eukaryota, Metazoa, Chordata, Mammalia, Tubulidentata, Orycteropodidae.
AAGAUGGCGGCCUCCAUGCUGGGCUCGCUGCUACGCACCGUCUGGCAGAUGGUUCCUUCAUCAGCUUCAGGCCAAGUUCGAGGUUACUACGUGGACUGGAAAAUGUUGCGGGAUGUAAAGAGGCGGAAAAUGGCUUAUGAAUAUGCAGAUGAAAGGCUACGGAUCAAUUCACUCAGGAAAAAUACCAUUUUGCCAAAAAGCCUUCAGGAAGUAGCUGAUGAAGAAAUUGCUGCCCUUCCCCGGGAUAGCUGUCCCGUUAGAAUCAGAAACCGUUGUGUUAUGACGUCCCGUCCUCGUGGUGUAAAGCGGCGCUGGAGGCUGAGUCGUAUCGUCUUCCGCCACUUAGCUGACCAUGGGCAACUUUCUGGGGUCCAGCGAGCAAUGUGGUAA